ACCCCAAAGACCCCAUGACCAACCAACAUCCAACAGAUAAAGAACUGACUCUACUACGGGAGCUGAGCUAAAAGAACCAAACCUGCCCAUCACUGACAUCUAGUGUGGAGGUGUGGUCACAGCCGCGGUCAUGUGACCUCAUUAACACACCAACAGUCGAGGGACUUUUUCAUGAAUGUGUGUUUGUCCCUGGUGCGGCCCAGAUCUGGGCCACAGCAGGAGACGGAGGAAACCGUGACAUCACACGGUGACAUCACGCGGUGACAUCACACGGCCGUGGUCGGAGAACUGGCUCCAACUGAAGCCAGAUUAGCUACGAACGCGUCGGCCGUCGGACAGAAAUAGCAGCAAAAACAAAAAAAGAAAAAAAAAAAAAAACCCAAACAGAUGAACCCACUGAGAGCUGACCCACUGCUGGGUCCACACGUCACCGGACCGGGCUGUGACCCAGAAGAGCCGAAGACGGGGAAUCCAUCAUGGAAAAAUGAACGUCUGCGGCGAAAGGUUUGACCUGAGCGACGGAUGACGGACGACGGACGACGGACGACGGUCGACGGACGACGAGUAUGAAUGGAGUCCACGUGGUCGUGGGGGCGUGUCCCUCCGUAUUACCUGGGACUCUUCAAUCAGUGUCGGAAAAUGCUGUGUGUGUGUGUGUGUGUGUGUUGAGAGAGACAGAUGAACCCGUGUAAAAGGGGGGAGGAAGAGGGGGAGGAAGAGGGGGAGGAAGAGGCAGCAGCGCUGUGCAUUUACAGGCAAGGAGUGAUGGGAGUCCCCCUGGACAAACGUCCCUCCCCUCUGUUUGCUCUCACUCUCUCUCUCUCACUCUCUCUCUCUCUCUCUCACACACACACAUACACACACACACAGCCAAUGAGAAAGAGCUGUGCUGCUGGCCCUUUAAGAGCUGAGCCGAGAUCUUACAGCGAGGGAGGGAGAAGAGGAGGGACAGAGAGAGAGAGAGAGAGAGAGAGAGAGAGCGAGAGAGAGAGAGAGGGACAGGGUGUGUGGCUGAAAGUGUGUGAGCAGAGAGAGGAGGGCAGAGAGGCAGACUCAGUAGUGUGUCUCAGAGGUGGACGGAUCACUCGUGUCCCGUCUCGUCGGUGGGAGACUAAACCUCUGGUUCUUCUCGAUCUGUGGGACUGUUUUAUGUUGUUGUUGUCGAGAGAGAAGGAGCCGUUCUCCAGCAUGCUCACUGAGCCUGAGCUACCUCAGGAGUGUAACAGGAUGUCUUCCAAGCGACCAGCCUCUCCAUAUGGGGGGACAGAUGGAGAGGUAACCAUGGCAACCAGCAGACAGCGAGUGGCGGAUGAAGAGAACGAGGGACUAGGCGGUGUCAUCCACCUACCUCUGGCCUCCUACUGCAGCAAAGUGUCCCCUCGUUCGCCCCCUAACCGCAUAUUGGACAGCCCUCCCAUCAUGGACCAGGAUGGGAUUAAGGGGACUUCCCUGAGUCCUUACCCACAGCACAAUUCUACCUCACCGGGCAAAGAGGAGGGAGGAGGCGGCGGACGGCCCUGCAGCGACGGCUGCUCGGCCACGGGCCCAGUGGGAACCCCGGAGAGACGCAAGGGCAGCCUGGCGGACGUGGUGGACACGCUGAAGCAGCGCAAGAUGGAGGAGCUGAUCAAAAACGAGCCCGAAGAGGCCCCCAGCAUUGAGAGGCUGCUGUCCAAGGACUGGAAGGAUAAACUUUUGGCCAUGGGUUCAGGUCACGUCGGAGAAAUUAAAGGUACUCCAGACAGCCUGGCAGAGAAAGAGCGCCAGCUAAUGGGCAUGAUUGGUCAGUUGAGCAGCCUGAGGGAGCAGCUCCUGGCGGCCCAUGAAGAGCAGAAGAAACUGGCGGCCUCACAGAUGGAGAAGCAGAGGCAGCAGAUGGAGCUCGCCAAGCAGCAACAAGACCAGAUCGCCCGACAACAGCAGCAGCUCCUGCAGCAGCAGCACAAAAUCAACCUCCUGCAGCAGCAGAUCCAGGUCCAGGGACAACUCCCUCCGCUGAUGAUUCCGGUCUUUCCUCCGGACCAGAGGACUCUGGCGGCCGCCGCGGCCCAACAAGGUUUCCUCAUGCCCCCCGGCUUCAACUACAAGCCCGGCUGCAGUGACCCCUACCCUCUCCAGCUCAUCCCCACCACCAUGGCUGCCGCUGCUGCUGCUGCCGCCUCACCGGGCCCGGGCCCCCUACAGCUGCAGCAGUUCUACGCAGCUCAGCUCGCCGCCAUGCAGGUUUCCCCGGGGGCCAAGCAGCACGGAGGCAGCCUAGCGCCGCAGGCUAACCUGGGCACACACUCCCCGCCCACCAACACACACCCGCAGAGCGACAAGAGCCGUAACUCCCCGACCCCCAGCAAGACCAAGGACAGUGAGGGUGCACAGCCACUGAACCUGUCGGCCAAGCCGAAGGCAUCCGAGAGCAAGUCACCCAACUCCCCCCCAACUUCCCCACAGGUUUCUGCCGCUGCUGCCGCUGCCGCCAAGAUGGGCUCCGCCAGUUCCAUGAAGCACAGUAUCGCCCCCUCCAGCAUCGGAGGACCACCCAGCAGAGUCAGCUCAAUAGCAGACUUGUUAUCGUCACUGUCCUCGACGGCCUAUCUCAACGACCACGAGGCGGUGACCAAGGCCUUCGCCGAGGCCCGGCAGAUGAAGGAGCAGCUAAAGAGAGAGCAGCAGGUCCUGGACGCCAAGGUGGCCGCCGUCAGCAACCUGAGUCUCAACAACGGACGCACAGACAAGGACAAGGCUGCGCUGGAGAGUCUGAGUCAACAGCUGAAGCAGCAGGCGGAAGACAAGUUCAACCACGCCAUGCUGGACUUCACCAUGAGCGGGGAGUCUGACGGUAAACACACACACACACACACACGUCCGCACACACAUGUGCAGCCGCACAUUAAACGGCCGAUGAACGCCUUCAUGGUCUGGGCCAAGGAUGAAAGGAGAAAGAUUCUCCAGGCCUUCCCCGACAUGCACAACUCCAACAUCAGCAAGAUCCUCGGCUCCCGCUGGAAAGCCAUGACCAACCUGGAAAAGCAGCCGUACUACGAGGAGCAGGCUCGCCUCAGCAAGCAGCAUCUGGAAAAGUACCCCGACUACAAGUACAAGCCGCGGCCCAAGCGCACCUGUCUGGUCGACGGCAAGAAGCUGCGAAUUGGCGAGUACAAGGCCAUCAUGAGGUCUCGCAGACAGGAAAUGAGGCAAUACUUCAGUAUGGGACAACAAGGUCAGCUGCCGUUGUCCUCCGCCGGCGUCGUCUACCCGGGUGCCCUGUCCAUGGCGGGGUUGCCCUCCCCCCAGAUGCCCUCGGAGCACUCCAGCAUGUCCAGCAGCCCGGAGCCCAACACCAACCACCACCAGAACCCCCAGAAUGCCGUGCUGAAGGACGAGCCUCGCAUCAAGGAGGAGCUGCGGCUGGACGACAGCAACGGCGACAUGUACGACGACUUCGACUACGACGACGAAGAAGCGGACUAUGCCAGCGACAAUGACAACCACAUCAGCCAGCAGGACGGCAUGUGAGCCAAUCCACCCCCCCAGCCCUCCCCCCCGCAGCCCCUCUGCUCUUUAGCCAAUCACAGCUGGUUGAUCCCGCCUCCUCAAACCCCAAACCCACCAAUCAGGAAGUAAAACUUCUCUUUUGCCAAUCGUCUGGAGUCCCAAUCAUCCCCCGCCCCUGAACUCCUCACCCAGACCAAUGUGGACUCUUUGAACAGAGCCGGACCCCCCCUCUCCCCCACCCCCUAACUCCCAC
Cynoglossus semilaevis (tongue sole) is the source of this 3742-nucleotide messenger RNA. It is a transcript of the gene sox5, whose product is annotated as SRY-box transcription factor 5. The transcript has 15 exons. Bases 679 to 3510 code for a protein of 943 amino acids. Gene Ontology annotation, molecular function: RNA polymerase II cis-regulatory region sequence-specific DNA binding; DNA-binding transcription factor activity, RNA polymerase II-specific. Lineage: Eukaryota; Metazoa; Chordata; Actinopteri; Pleuronectiformes; Cynoglossidae. The record is from RefSeq and is a predicted model, not a curated record. Gene Ontology annotation, biological process: positive regulation of chondrocyte differentiation; cell fate commitment; regulation of transcription by RNA polymerase II. Gene Ontology annotation, cellular component: nucleus.